Molecule: messenger RNA, 1493 nt
Organism: Stomoxys calcitrans (stable fly)
Lineage: Eukaryota; Metazoa; Arthropoda; Insecta; Diptera; Muscidae
Exons: 3
Coding region: 11-1489 (492 amino acids)
Source: RefSeq, a predicted model, not a curated record
UAAGAGGGCAAUGAAACAAAGCAGUUCAAACAAUAGAAAAUUGAAUAUAAAUAGCCUUUAUAUUAGGCUACUUUUGUUAGCGAUCUUGGCAAGCUUUGCAUGGAUAAUAGUUGAGGGUUUGGAAUGCUAUGCCUGCGACUCCACAGAGGAUCCGGAAUGUGCAACAAAACCAGGACAGCAAAUAUCGGUUGAAGAGUGCUCUUCGGGUAAUGAUGAAUGUGUUCAAGUUGUUGUAUCAGGCAUAACCAGACGUGGCUGCCUCUCUCGUCUCUUCCCCUCACGCUAUUGUCCGGAACCCUGUGAACGCUGCAAGAAGAACCUAUGCAAUCGUGAUGUAUUUCCCCAUAACCGCUUGCGUUGCUAUCAAUGUCUGGGAGCAGAUUGUGUUAAUGUGGCCAACAAACCUCAGCUUAUAAUGGCCUGUCCAUUUUAUCAUGAAAAUGAUCGUUGCUUUAUGAAAGUUUUGCAUGCCAGCAAUGUCCAUAGGGGUUGCGAGCAUUCAGUAACAGAUGCCAACGAUUGUCCGAACACCUGCAUCAAAUGCAAUCGAGAUGGUUGUAACAAAGAACCUGGUAUAUUGGAAAGAAACUGCCUUGAGUGUAGCCACACCGCCGCAAGUCCCAAUCCUGAAUGUUGGCGUGGCCAAGAUUUAAACGAAAAUUCCCUAUGCGUAUCUCGAACUUCAACACAUUGUCAAAAUAAAAAUCUUUAUGGUGAGGAAAGUCAGUGCUUUACCUAUAUCAAUGACCAAACAGGUGUGGUAAAUCGAGGAUGUUCUUCCAAAAAGCCAUUUUAUCCCACAGGAAACCUUACGGAAUGCUACGGAGAAAACUGUAAUAAUGGUUGCCUAACCAUAUCCUGCAACAUUUGUAACUCUGCUAAUGAUGCAAACUGCAUACAGGGAAAGAAUCUAAGAGCUAGCAAAUGUUCAGAGGGGACAAAUGCUUGUUAUUCUUGCGAAAGUGGAAAACAUGUAAGAAGAGGUUGUGCCAAUGAUGAAUUUUAUUCGACUCGUCAAAACGAUGAGGCUUGCUAUUUCUGUCACGAUUCAACGUCAACAACGGGUUGUAAUCGUUUUCCCAUAAGAACUUGUUACUCCUGUUCCUCUUUGGAUGAUGAAGAUUGUGAUUUGAUGACUUAUGCAGAUACAGCUAACCAAAGAAAUUGUUCCACCCAUGAGGAUUUGUGUGUUAGCACUGUGGCUUCGAAGUUGCAACUUACCUAUGUCUUGCGGGGAUGUGCCUCAUAUCUUGAAGAGUGUACCAAAAAUGAUCCUUUGUGUGUGCGAUGCAAUGGUAGUUUAUGCAAUGAUGUGCCCAUUGACUUGAGGCAUUUAAACGAAAAUUAUUGGAGCAAUGAUCUUAAGAAGAUUUUACCAACAUUUGCAGAUGAGAGAUAUGAAAUUGAUGCUAAAGCUGGUACCAAGGGACUUUACUGGAAUGGGUUGCUUAUAUUAAUAAUAUUGUUGACUACCAAGGUUUUAAAAUAAAAUA